UUUAAUUUCACAUCUAUACUUUUGGUCUCGAGGGACAAUGUUUGAUGUAACACCAAGCAGGAAACAGCCACGGGUGUCACUUUCUAAACAGUCCGUCAUCGGCGAGUUCUGCAUGGAGGGUAAAAUGAGCAGAGGCCGAGGCGGCGGCUGGAGGAGAGGUGGACGCGGGGGCCAAGACGGCGACGGGGUUCAAGGUGAUCACCGAGGCCGCGGGAAACGGGACCAUCACCGGGGUCGCGGUCGCGGUCGCGGUCGUGGAGGAAGCGGUUCCGCAGCGGGCUUUCCUGCUCCAGCGGACCAGGAUGACGGGUUUGAUCUGGAGGAGGAGCGACAGGAGGUCUUCUCCAGGAGGAAGCUGGAGUCCAACUGGGAUCGCUACAAGGAGUCCGAGAGGGUGGAGCAGGAGGAGGACAUGCCCACUCGCAGAGGAGAGGACUACCAUGUGCUGCUGGAGUCAGCAGGAGAUUCCUUCACUCACUUCAGGUUUUCAGAGGAAAAGGACUGGGAGACGGACGCCAUCCCAGCCGCUCAGAUGUCGGUGGUGUUUGUGGACCUUGCGGCGCUCGCUCGAACCCUUCAAGACGUUCCUCUCAACCGGAGGCUCGACCUGGAGGCGGAGCUGCUUCAGGCUUCGACUCCUGCAGAUCUUCCUGCUGCCGUCACUCCCAGACAGGAAGUACCAAAGCCCUCUAAGUUUGCUUCUCCCUCCAAGACCGUCAGCAACUCCGCCCCAAGUCCAGCGCCCGUGGCUCCAACGGUGAAAGAUACUCCGCUCUGGACUGCUGCGUCUGAACCCGCCGUGGAGGAUGGGGAUGAAGAGCUGGACCAGCUGCUUGGUUUACAGAAACUUGACAACCAGUCAGCCGUUGCCAUGGAGAAGGAGGGCGUUCCUGUCGUGGUGACGGAGGCAGCGGUGGAGGAGAAGAGUGCAGACGCCAGCCCUGUGAAGUCUGCGCCCGUCAGGCAGGAGAUGUCGGAGGAGGACCUGGAGGAUUGGCUGGACAGCAUGAUCUCCUGACGGCUUUAGCAGAAGAUACAGGAAUCGGGAGAUGCCAAGGGGCGGGGCUAAGCCUUAAGACCAAUCAGAUGACCCAGGAAAGUAUGUGGUCUCACGUCCAACGUUCAAAAGGAUUGAAAGAUUUUCCAGAGUCUACUUUCAAGAAGUAGGGCGAUAGACUUCCAACAGGCUGGCUCCUGAUUGGUGAGAGAGUUGUUACCAUAGCAACAUUGACUCAUUGACUGAAUCAUGCCUGGUGUCUGGUUCCAAUAUGACUGCAUUUGUUCUGCAAAAACCUGUGACUGGAUUGACUGGAUUUCAUUUUCUAAGGGUGAUAUGAGACUCACUCAGUCCAGUUCCCUAAUACAGUCAAUGGUUUGGACUAAAAGCAUAAAUAAGAUCUGGAUUAGAACGCCUGAAAUCAGUGAUGUUCUGUCCUUGAUCGUUUCAAGUUUUAGGUAAGUUUGAAAAAACUGAAACGUGAGGUCAGCAGUGCUUCCAUUUAUCAGUUUCUUCUCGCUGCCAGACUUUCUGAACGUUUAGUCGAGACGACAAUGCCCACAAUGCCGUUGGGUUUCUAACAUCUGCGCUAAAGAACGUACCCUGAAUGAUGGCCAGGAGGAUGACGAUGACAAAGAAGAAGAAGGUGAUGUCAAACAGGAUGCGGUAGAGCUCGUAGGGAUCUCCAGCUGGGUCCUCCAACUCGUCUCCAAUGCCUCCUCCAGCCCUCACGCCCACAUACAUGUGGAACAAGUAGCACUGCAGAGAGACUUCAGUCCUCAGCUUCAUGUCAGCACAGCAACAUUUUUCUAUCCAACAGAUGAAUGUUUCCUUCAGCAGGAACUCAUUUCUUUUUUAAAAGAGUAAAAAAAAAGACUCUGAAUUUCUUUCUGGCUAUGAAAAGCAUGGAUUUUUCAAACGGUAAUUACAAGUGUGGCUGAAGAAAGGCAUCUGCGACUGGCUCCAAGGUCAGCAGUUUGGAACGGCCUUCAGUGAAAAUAAAAGCCUAAGGAAUCUCA
Messenger RNA from Oryzias latipes (Japanese medaka), 2016 nucleotides. It is a transcript of the gene aven, whose product is annotated as apoptosis, caspase activation inhibitor. The record is from RefSeq and is a predicted model, not a curated record. Gene Ontology annotation, biological process: negative regulation of G2/M transition of mitotic cell cycle. NCBI's taxonomy places the organism in Eukaryota, Metazoa, Chordata, Actinopteri, Beloniformes, Adrianichthyidae.